GUUCAAACGUACCAUCCCUGUCUCUCUGGUUGAGUCAGUCUGUUUCUCUGUAUGGUCAAAAGUUUCAACUCCACCUGCCCAUUCUGCAUCAGACAAAUAACAAAUCAAUAUUGGAAACAGCAGCUAACACAACAACAACAACUUCCUCCUUCUAAACUCCACAAAAAUUCCCAUGCAUUCUUCUUCUUCUUCUUCUUCUUCACUUCCCCAUCACCAAAGACCUAACAACAACAACAACAACAACAACGAUAAUGUCAUUUGUAAGUCUUCUAUAUCAGCAGCAGAAGAAGUGAAGCUUGCUGCGCUUGCUAUUAGCCUUAAUGUUCGUCUUAGAUCAGCUGAUAUGCCUUUUGCCAUGCAAGUACAUGCUCUUCGUUUUUCUACAACUCUUCUUCUUCACUCUGCAACUCAACGUCCUAAUCCUACUCUUCUUGCUCGCUCCAUCAAAAAGGAGUUUGAUUCGAUGUACGGGCCGGCAUGGCACUGUGUGGUGGGGAAGAGCUUUGGAUCCUUUGUGACUCAUUCACCUGCUGGAUUUCUGUAUUUUUCUCUGGAUUCCUUUUCCUUUCUUCUGUUCAAGACAGAGGUUCAGUUGAUCACAGAAUCAGUAGUACCAACACCUCCUGUCAGCUGAUUCAUUUGGUUGUUGGUGGUUAGUUUUUGUGAUCUGUAUUUGGAAACAGAUACACUAAGCUGCUAACUUGUUUUGGAGUUCUUUUACAAGUUAAGAAUGUAUAUGAUAAUAUUUACAUUUCUCUAAGGUAAAAAUACAUGUAGUUCAAAAAGGACGACCUGAUGCACUAAAGGUCUGUUAUGUGUGGAGUUUGAGAAAGGGCCGGACAACAAGCAAUCUUUUCCAGAUUUUGUUUAGUUAGCUUUUUCUAGUAAGUGUCCAAAUUUACUCGUCGUUGUAGGUUUUUCUUUAACAAAUCCAGCCCUGCAACCUUGAAACUCGGGGUGAUGAGCCCACCCCUGUGCCCUUCUCCAUUUCUAUUUAAGUAUCGGAGUUAGUUCACUUGGCACAAUGCUUCGAACCGGUGACCUAAGAUACAAUUAUGAAACAUUUUCAAUGUCUCUCUUGUACAAUCAUGAUUGUUUUAAUAC
Messenger RNA from Capsicum annuum, 1104 nucleotides. RefSeq names its product dynein light chain, cytoplasmic. Gene Ontology annotation, cellular component: dynein complex. NCBI's taxonomy places the organism in Eukaryota, Viridiplantae, Streptophyta, Magnoliopsida, Solanales, Solanaceae. Gene Ontology annotation, biological process: microtubule-based process. Gene Ontology annotation, molecular function: dynein intermediate chain binding; dynein light intermediate chain binding. Bases 173 to 634 code for a protein of 153 amino acids. The record is from RefSeq and is a predicted model, not a curated record. The transcript has 2 exons.